AUAUACUGCAUCAAAUAUUUAUUUAAAAUAAAUAAAUAAUUUCAUACUAAUAAAACAAACCCCAUUAACACCCUUAGUCCCCUAACCUUCACCAUCCUUUGCUACUGUCACAUUAAUUCCUCACAUUAAUUCCUCUCCGGCCCUCUUCGUCUUCAAAUUUCAUCCUCUCCAUUUCUCCUUAAUAAAUAAAUAAAUAAAUAAAAAUACAUGACUUGCUAUUGAUCUUCUCCUCUUCUCUCCUUUUCUCCAAUCACUAACAUGACUCUCCAAACUCCACCACCACCUUCUCUUCCCCUUCCUCUCUCCAUCCCCCUCCCACCACUACCAACACUACCUUUCUUCCCACCACCUUCACCACCACCACCACCACCUCCACCAACUUACAUCAAAUUUGAAAACAAAAUAAGCCCAAGUAUCCUUCUCAUCAUAGUAAUCCUAACAAUCAUCUUCUUCAUCUCAGGUCUUCUCCAUCUUCUCAUCAGAUUCAUACUUAAACCCAUCAACAGAGAAGCAGAAGAUCACUUAGACAAUAAUGUGACAGUCCUCCAAGGCCAACUCCAACAGCUUUUCCAUUUGCAUGAUUCUGGUGUAGACCAGUCCUGCAUAGACACUCUCCCCAUCUUCCUCUACAAAGCUAUCAUUGGCUUGAAAGACCCUUUUGACUGUGCUGUGUGUUUGUGUGAGUUUGAGCCUGAUGACAAGCUUAGACUUCUCCCCAUGUGCAGCCAUGCUUUCCAUCUUGGUUGCAUAGACACAUGGCUCUUGUCCCACUCCACCUGCCCACUUUGCAGGACUAGUCUUCUUCUCCCUCAUCAUGAUCACUGCUUAGUUUCCCCAGCUUGUUGCAUUCCCAUGGUUCUUGUUUUAGAGUCUGGGAAUGUGAGUUCUAGAGAGAUUUGUAGUUCAGAUCAAGUGCUUGCUGAACAUGAUGGUCAUGGUCAUGAUCUUGAACAUGAUGAUCAAAGCAUGCAGAUUGUUCAAGUUCUUGAUGAUGUUUUGGAGGAGAAGCUGAUGGUGCCUGUCAAGCUUGGAAAGUUUAGAAGUACCACAAGUACUACCACUACUGCUCAUGAUCAAGUUCAUGAAGGUACAAGCUCUGACCAAAAGAUAGAUCAAAGGAGAUGUUUCUCAAUGGGUUCCUGUGAGUAUGUUAUGGAUCAUAGGUCUUUACUUCAAGUGGCCAUUAAACCAAGUUCUAAUAAGAAGAAGAUCAUGAGUGGCCGGUUUCAUUCAUCAAGGAGCUUUGAAUCUAGUGAUCAUCAUCAUAAUCAUCGUGCAAUUGGGAAUGUUUUGCAGAAGGAAAGCUUCUCCUUCUCAAAGAUUUGGCUUAAAGAGAAGCACAAGGAGAGUAGUUCAGUGCUUUCUAGGUCUGAAGAAGCUCCAUCUUUUGCAAGAAGAACACUUCUUUGGCUUGUUGGAAAACAGGAGAACAAGAUGGUCAACCAAGUUUGAUAUAUAUAUAUAUAUAUAUAUAUUUGAGCUGGUUUGAUCAUAUAUCUUGUUAAAAGUGUUCUUUGUGUUAUAUGUGUUCAUGAUUUUUUUUUAUAUAUAAUAUAUACUGUAUUUUUUUUUUUU
Molecule: messenger RNA, 1575 nt
Organism: Dioscorea cayenensis subsp. rotundata (Guinea yam)
Lineage: Eukaryota; Viridiplantae; Streptophyta; Magnoliopsida; Dioscoreales; Dioscoreaceae
Product: RING-H2 finger protein ATL13-like
Exons: 1
Coding region: 259-1452 (397 amino acids)
Source: RefSeq, a predicted model, not a curated record